UUCAGAUAGUGUAUGUGACACCUGUUUUGCUUCCGGUAGAAGCUACGGCAGACCCACUUGAUAAACUUGAGAGGAAAAGGGUCAUAGUUUAUUCAACAAAGUUACCUGGUCCGAUUUCUCUAUUCCAUAGAUGCAGAAUGAUGGGUGCAUACGAGACUGAUGAUCCUAAAAAAGGGGACAGCCUGUGUAUGUAUUCUGAAGGCAGGGACGAACCACAUGGUGAGGAGAUGUUAGAGCAGAUCACUGAUAGUAGCCUUUACCAACACAUGGGAUCCACAUGUCAGAAUGGAGGAUGUGUGAGAGAGAAAAAAGAUGACAGUUGCUGUGGUCCCCUUUAUUUGAGGGGAGAUGGGAGGUUUUUUGGUGACAAAAAAGAAAAAAAGAGCAAUCUGGGAACUGCUGGAGCGUCUCCACCAAUAUAUAACAGUUUUAUGAGCAUGAAGGAUGAUAUUGCCGAGGUAUGCAUUGAUCGUAUCUGUUAUGGUGUCUGUUAGGUG
This is a messenger RNA of Zea mays, 497 nucleotides long. RefSeq lists its product as uncharacterized. The coding region runs from base 138 to 494 and encodes 118 amino acids. The transcript has 2 exons. The record is from RefSeq and is marked validated. Lineage: Eukaryota; Viridiplantae; Streptophyta; Magnoliopsida; Poales; Poaceae.